This is a messenger RNA of Acaulospora colombiana, 420 nucleotides long. NCBI's taxonomy places the organism in Eukaryota, Fungi, Glomeromycota, Glomeromycetes, Diversisporales, Acaulosporaceae. The record is from the annotation of a GenBank genome assembly.
UCAUUAUGGAAGUCGAGAGUAGAUGGCGCCACAUCUGGAGCGUCUUUGCCACCUUCCUCAAAUAGCGAGUUCGCAACCUCAGAGGGUAUCUCCCCAUCGAUUCCGUCAGGCCCUUGGGACUCCUUAGGCGAUGAAAGCCCCGAAGGUCCGGGAUGGGACCGCCAAAUUUGGAGGAAUCUAAACCACGCUUUCGCAUCAAAGGGUAUGGCCAUCGAAAUAGUAGUCCCUGCUCUCUGGUCUGAAGACAUUCUCUUCCAGGCUCUCUUCGAAAGACUGCUAACCAUUAUUCCAGAGGUGUGCCUCUCUGUGCAGCAUGGGAAGGCAGCCCACUAUAUUGAUAUGCAACACGAUGCUCCUCAUAUAGAGGCCCCUAGAUCUAACCGUGGAGCUGGGAUUGCUGGGAUUCAGACCCACCAAUGA